Molecule: messenger RNA, 2080 nt
Organism: Solanum stenotomum
Lineage: Eukaryota; Viridiplantae; Streptophyta; Magnoliopsida; Solanales; Solanaceae
Product: pectinesterase-like
Exons: 2
Coding region: 79-1839 (586 amino acids)
Biological process (GO): cell wall modification
Molecular function (GO): pectinesterase inhibitor activity; pectinesterase activity
Source: RefSeq, a predicted model, not a curated record
CCAUAGUCCAGACUAAUUUCCAUUUUUGUCUCUCUUUUCAAUAUCCUCUCUACACAUUUAAUCUUAGAAAUAUAAAUAAUGAAAGGCGGGAAGAUUUUUGCAUUUGGUAUAUCGAUUAUCCUGGUUGUUGGAGUAGUUAUUGCUAUUAUUGCAAGCAAUAAUCGGACACAAGACUCUUCGGGCAAUGAUGAAAAGGAUGACAAAGUGCUUUCUACCACAUCCAAAUCCAUUGCUUCUGUUUGUUCACAAACAGAUUUCAAGAAAUCAUGUGUAAAUAGCCUUAGCUCUAUGGCCAACAACCAAAGUGCCACCCCGAAGGAAUUCCUCCAAAAAGCCAUUGAGGUGGCCAUUCAGGAAGUUAGAAUUGGAAUAGAAAGGUCCACCUCUAUCGGCAAAGCAGAGGCUCAUGACUCCUUGCAAAAGAUGGCCACUGAUGAUUGCAAGGAAUUACUGGAAUACGCGAUUGAUGAGCUUCAAGCAUCGUUCUCCUCUGUGGGUGAUAGCAGCGUCCACACUAUCGCUGAUAGGGAAACAGAACUCAAAAACUGGCUCAGUGCUGUCUUCUCUUACCAACAAACCUGCAUAGAUGGUUUUACUCAACCAGAACUUCAGAAAGCCAUUUCUACCUCCCUCUUAAAUGCAACACAACUCACGGACAAUGUUCUUGCAAUGGUCGAUGCAAUGACUGAAAUUCUUUCUAAAUUUAAUAUUCCCAUUGGGAACAAGACUGAUACUACUACAUCAGCAGAAACAGCAGCAUCUCGGCGAUUGUUAGAAAAUGAAGACAAUGACAAGCAGGAAGCCAACAAUACAAAGAGCGGAGGAUAUCCUGCAUGGCUUUCUAGUAGUGAUAGAAAAUUGUUGGCUGCAAGCAAUAACGGCAACCCAGCACCAAACGCUGUGGUAGCUAAGGAUGGAUCUGGACAAUACAACACUAUCGCAGCAGCUCUGGCUGCGUACCCUAAGAACCUAAAAGGAAGGUAUACUAUAUAUGUGAAGGCCGGAAUUUAUGAUGAAUACAUAAUUGUCACAAAAUAUCAAGUUAACGUAUUUAUGUAUGGAGAUGGACCCCGAAAGACGAUAGUUACAGGACACAAAUCCGCACUUAAUGGUGUGUCUACUUAUCAGAGUGCUUCCUUCAGUGCAAUUGGAAAUGGAUUUAUAGGCAAGUCCAUGGGAUUCCAAAACACAGCAGGACCGGAGGGGCACCAGGCGGUAGCCCUCCGUGUUCAAUCUGAUAUGUCUGCCUUUUACAAUUGUAGAAUGGAUGGAUAUCAAGACACUUUGUAUGUUCAAACACAUCGACAAUUUUACCGCAAUUGUGUGGUGUCAGGCACAGUUGAUUUCAUCUUUGGUGACUCAUCAACUAUCCUCCAAAACUGCUUAAUUAUUGCAAGGAAGCCAAUGGAAAAACAACAAAAUACAGUGGCAGCUCAAGGAAGAACUAACAUUCGGGCAACCACAGGGUUAGUAAUCCAAAAUUGUCGCAUUGUUCCCGAGCAAUUACUAGAACCUCUGCGUUUCAAGAUUCCUACCUUCUUAGGAAGGCCAUGGAAGAUGUACGCAAGAACUGUGAUCAUGGAAUCAACUUUGGCAGAUUUCAUUCAACCUGCAGGUUGGAUGCCCUGGGAUGGAAAUUUUGCCCUUGACACAUGCCUAUGUGCCGAGUACGCAAAUCGUGGUCCAGGAGCCAAUACCAACAAUAGGGUCAAAUGGAAGGGAUUCAAAGUGAUCACGGACAGGAAUGAAGCACUUCAAUAUACAACAACUCCAUUUAUUCAAGGAAAUCAGUGGGUGCAAUCCACAGGUGCCCCACACUUCCUUGGCCUGAAAAACUAGGUGACAGUGACAAGUAUACAUGGAGCAGAGUAGUAGAAACAAGUAACCAUAGCACUAAUAAACUCGUAGAGUAAGUUUUUAAUUUGUAAUAUGUAAAGUUAGGGUAGCUAUGAGGGUGAGAGAUAGAUCUAAAUUGUCAUCCUUACCUUUUCCCUAAACUUGAUAGGUUCAACAAUCAAUCUAAAUACCUUAUAAAAUAAAUCAAUCUACUAUUUUGAGGGUUUUCACAGUAUUCAUAUUU